AUGGGCGAAUAUGAAGAGCUUGUGGAGCUCGGUAUCGAAGGCGUCGACAAGGCUGUCGACAAAUACCACGAUAGAGCUUUUGACAAAGUCGGUAAGCAUUCCCCAGCUUGGCACAGGCGACACGACGGCCAGCAGCAACAGGAGAGGAAGCGAAAUCGAAACCCGCAGCCAAGCGAGUCUUCUCGCGCAAACCACGAGUCGUAUCGCAAAGACCACGAGACAUCGAGAGGUCACGACGAAAGGGAUUCGGAAUCUGAUAUGUACGCCCCUGAUCGCCGGCAAGAGCGCGACUACCAGGAGCGGAGAGAUGUGCGAUAUGUAUCUGAUGAGACCGUUUACUAUCGAGGCCCAGACGCAGGCGCUGUUGUGAUGCGUGGCAGCGAUCCGUACAACAAAGCUCGUGGGUACGAAGUGGCACCAUAUCAACAGCCUCCGUACAACAGUCGGCGAGAGGGCUACGGACAGCGAGGGCGUCCUGCACCCCAGAGACGCCGCUCAUCGUGGUCGCCGCAGCGAUCUGGAAGGGAGCGUGGAGACUCCCGCCGUGCUCGCUCCAGAUCUAGGUCACGAUCGGCAGACAAAACGCAUCGUAUUGCAGUCACUGUGGCUGGAGGGUUGAUCGGCGGCCUCUUGGGAAAUCAGCUGGAGAAAGGCAAGAAGUAUGAUACAGCUGCGACCUUGGUCGGAGCUGUGAUUGGAGGCAUCGGCGCGAGGGAAAUUAUUGAGCAGUGGGACAAGAGGAAGUCGCGGCGAGAAGAUUGCGACGAGAAGUGGGAUGAAAGGUAUGGUGACGACCGAGACCGCAGAAGGGACGACCGCAGAUGA
Molecule: messenger RNA, 825 nt
Organism: Ascochyta rabiei
Lineage: Eukaryota; Fungi; Ascomycota; Dothideomycetes; Pleosporales; Didymellaceae
Exons: 3
Coding region: 1-825 (274 amino acids)
Cellular component (GO): outer membrane
Source: RefSeq, a predicted model, not a curated record